Pectinophora gossypiella (pink bollworm) is the source of this 3749-nucleotide messenger RNA. It is a transcript of the gene frc, whose product is annotated as UDP-sugar transporter UST74c. Bases 275 to 1264 code for a protein of 329 amino acids. The record is from RefSeq and is a predicted model, not a curated record. Gene Ontology annotation, cellular component: Golgi apparatus. Lineage: Eukaryota; Metazoa; Arthropoda; Insecta; Lepidoptera; Gelechiidae. The transcript has a single exon. Gene Ontology annotation, molecular function: antiporter activity; GDP-fucose transmembrane transporter activity.
UCCAUGUCGUUACGUUAGUUUGCAGCAAAUGCUGAUAAUGUUAUCCGCGCGGCGCCGCCGAUUAGAGUAAUCAAGGUUUUUCUCCAUUUUAAUCAUUUUAAUUAAUGAAAGCAUUAAAUUUGACCAUGAAAGAACUUCGUGCGUGAAGUAAAAUAUGAAUAUGUCGUAAAACUUAAUCGUGACCAUCAGUGAACAUUCAUGACGUACUCGUGUAUUUGAACAUGUUAGCAUAACACACAUUUUAUUCGAGUGAUUUAUAGGAUAAUACGCAGCCAUGUUGGGCCACAACAAACAGAUUGAAACUGAAGAAGAUAGGGGUCAGAUGGCAAAGAAAAUCCUCAGUGCAGUCUUUUAUGCCGUGGCUUCCUUUAUGAUAACUGUCGUGAACAAAACUGUACUGACAACAUACGCUUUUCCUUCAUAUCAAGUGCUCGGGUUGGGACAAAUGAUGGCGACCAUCCUAGUGUUGUGGUUUGGACGUCAGGCACAUGCAGUGAAGUUCCCACCUUUGGACAUUAGUGUAGCUCGACGCAUUUGGCCGCUUCCAAUCAUCUACCUAGGGAACAUGGCAACGGGACUCGGAGGAACCAAGGAGCUAAAUUUGCCCAUGUUUACAGCACUACGACGUUUUAGUAUCCUCAUGACUAUGAUUCUCGAAAGGAUUGUGUUGGGUGUUCGAGCAUCUUGGCCUGUGACAGCCAGUGUGUUGGCUAUGGUGGGUGGCGCGUUAUUGGCAGCUGCUGACGACGUCACCUUCUCCUGGUCAGGCUACAUUCUAGUGCUUCUAAAUGACGGUUUCACUGCUGCUAAUGGAGUUUUCAUGAAAAAGAAAUUGGAUUCAAAAGAACUUGGAAAAUAUGGUCUGAUGUAUUAUAAUGCAUUGUUUAUGAUUAUCCCAGCUGCAUGCAUAGCCUGGUGGACCGGGGACCUGCACAGGUCUGCCUCCUAUGAGCACUGGGAUGAUAUGUUGUUCCUAGCACAGUUUUUUAUGUCCUGUGUGAUGGGGUUUGUACUUUCAUAUAGUGUGAUGUUAUGUACUCAAUUUAAUAGUGCUUUGACUACCACAAUCAUAGGAUGUCUGAAGAAUAUCCUAGUGACUUAUUUAGGAAUGGUCAUUGGUGGAGAUUAUGUGUAUUCUUGGCUGAACUUUGUUGGUCUGAACAUCAGUGUGAUGGCAAGCUUGCUGUACACAUAUGUGACAUUUAAACGCAAAGCUGCUCCUUCAUAUGUUGCUUUGAAUAACACCAAUGUGGUCACGAUAUAGCGGUACCAGAGAAGGAAAUCAACCACCACCACAUACUAUAAUGUGUAGUGUUGAAGGUUGUUACCAAAGAUGUGUAAAAGAUGGAUUAUACAAUGGCCAUAUUGCAGUAUACUUGCUUUCUUUGCAAAGUGAAAAAAUAGGUAAAUACUUUAUGUAAUAAGUUAAUGUGAAUAUACAACAUUAAUGUUUAUGUGUAGGUAUCAUUAAGCAAAAUACUAUCAAGUACUUCAUCAGAACCCUCAUAACUAAGGUCCCAGUAAUAAUUUAUUUAAAAUCCCUCAAUUUUUAUGCCAUUUUUAACUAGAAACCAAAUGUGUGUUUAUAAAGAAUGAUAGGUGGAGAUUCCGUAUGUUGUUAAGCUCUUAAAUUGAUUAUUAUUUAGGUUUGUUACUUGUAUAUAAUUUUAAAUAGGUGUAUAUUAAGUUUACUCAAACAUCUUCCAUGACAUGGUGUACAUUGAUGGUUUGUAUUAGUUAAUCAAUUCUGAUUUGGAUGAAAUAUUAUAUCUAAUGUACCUGCGUGUUGUUAGAUUAUAUUUCUUAUUCAUUUAUCCAUUCAUAUUAAUGGUUACGUUUUAAUGUUAUUGCAAUCAGUCCUGAUACAACUGUUUGCUUUGCUAUUUAAAUAAGAGUUUUAUUCCUAUAAAUAGGCUUGCUUAUCAGUGUUACUGUGCAAUCAUAAACUAAUUAAUCACUCUUUACUCAUGAUAUUUAACUCUAAAUCAACAGUUUGAUUUUAAAUAAUAACUUACAUUUUUGGUGUCCAAUAUUUGUGCUAUUACUGCAAUUGUAUUGAAACAUUGAAAACUGUGAACAUAAUUUUGAGAUUUUGUGUACAUAAGUACAAAAACUAUACUUUACACUUACAGAAUCCAGUAAUUUUUAUCAGUCAGAUUAUAUUAUCUAAUGUUUAAAUUAUGUGUAAUUCUUGCACUAUCUAUCUUUAAUAUAACAGUGUUAUCAUAUCACUGUCACGAGAGAUUUCCUGCUGUUUUUUUAACAAACGGAAAUCUACAAUACAUGACCAUAUUAUUAUUAUCUACCUACUUAUUAUACCUAUUUGGCUGUGUUGUUUGACAUAAUUAUUUCUGCACUUCCGUUCCCAUUUACGAACUAUAAAGUAGGUACCUACUGUUACUUCGCUGAAAUAAAACACUUAUAAGAAAUUAACAUACAAUUAAGUCGAGGAAUGUUCACAGCUUUUUUAACACAUUUGUCAUGUUUGUUAUUAGUAAAACUGCCUGACUAUUUGCCAACUAAUUUUCAAUUCUACUUGACUUCUGUUAAUAGUGUAUGUACUAAUGAGGAGUCUGUUAAUAUGAUUGUUUUAUGUUACUAUGUCUAAAAAAGUAUUAAUUACACUAAAAGAGAGAUUUUUAUCUUAUUGGAACAAAUUUUACUAUUCAUAAGUAGGUACCUAAUACUUAAUAAACUUAUUACCUAUCAUUCUUUGUGGCACAUGUGAUAUUAUAAUGUAUACCUAGAAGGUGAUAGGUAAUGUGUAUGUAUGUACAUACCUACAUUAGAAUGGAACGAAUUACGCAAUAUAAAAUUUUAAAUACCGACUCCUCAUUAGUACAAUAUGUUUAUGCCUUUAUGGACUUUCAUACGUUUUUAUGCGAAGUCAGUUUAUAAAAUAACGCGACAAUAUAAAUUUACUAUAGGUACCUACCUACCUACAUUUAUAAUAAUCACGACACACGAACGAAUAUUAUGGAGUAGAAAUGUAAACGAGGUUAUGUAAAUUACCAAUGUAAAUGUGUAAAUAAUAUUCUUUUCAAAUCCCUUUUAUUUAAAUAUGAUUAUUAUACAUAUUAUUGUCUAGGUACAUAAUAAUAUUAGCAAAAUAUAAAUUGCUGAAAUGUGCGUAACAUAUCAGCAAUGUCCAAAACAUAUUGGUGAUAUGUUACUUAAAUAACUUUAUAAUGUCUGUUGUAACUCUAAUAAACUCGAUAAUGUACUCGUAUUUAUGAGUAUAAAAUGUCGUAAAGUAGGAAAUGGGUGUCCAUUCCAAAAAUAUCUAUCAAAAAUCACUGCAAGUCGUCUUAUGGUUACUUGCGGCUCUGCCGACUCUACUACGAAUUUAGGUGCGAGUUUUUGUAUGUAAAUGAGGAAAAGUUAGUAAGCAGAUAUUUUGUCAGAAAUACUCGCGUAUUUUUGAUAGUCGGCCAAUUUAUCGCCCGUGACGCCUUCGACUUCGAUCGAGGCGUGCGUGACGUAGUAUAAUGUAUCCCUUUUAAUCUUUCUCAUCCUCAACGUUUGGGACAUCUGUACAUGUGGGUACAUUGAUUCAUUUAGGUUCUUACAUUAUUUUAAUCCCCAAGUUUAAUCCGCACCUUGGUCAUACUUCCGUAAUACGUGACGUUACAUUAUAACGUGAUCGAAGAUGACGUUACUCCGCAGCAACAGUUGUUUACUUCCUGCAUCUAAAUCGUGGUUGUGUUUAACUCUGCUUCGUUUGUAUUAUAGGUGUAUUGACCAUAUUU